Molecule: messenger RNA, 2242 nt
Organism: Syzygium oleosum
Lineage: Eukaryota; Viridiplantae; Streptophyta; Magnoliopsida; Myrtales; Myrtaceae
Product: transcription termination factor MTERF4, chloroplastic
Exons: 2
Coding region: 168-1745 (525 amino acids)
Biological process (GO): regulation of DNA-templated transcription
Molecular function (GO): double-stranded DNA binding
Source: RefSeq, a predicted model, not a curated record
CUUCCCCGACAUGCCCUUAUCACUUCCUCGGAGUCCUCGAAUCAUCCUCGUCUCUCUGUCUCUGUCUCUCCCUCCGUCUCCUCGACCUCGGAUCGGAGGAUUUCAAGAACCAAUUUCUAUGGCGCUCUGCUGAUUCUUGCACCCCUCUUGGGAAGUGUCCUCCAGACAUGCUCUCCCGGAGCUGCUCCGGCGUCGCGAAACCCGCCUUCUUGCUCGCCGCCCACCAGGACCUCCCCGUCCGGCUCCCAUGGCGAACCAACCUCCCCCUGCCGGGUCGCCGCGACCGCCGAAUCUGGCAGGUCUCGCGGUCCCAGACCUCCGUCUCGGAGCGGAAUUCGCCCUCCGGGUCGGACGGUGGCCCGGCCGCGGCGGGGCCGAACAGGGUCCGGCUGGGCCGGAGGGAUAGGGGCUCCUCGUCCUCCUCCUCGUCCCUGUACAGCCGCCCCAGCUUGGCGGAGAUGAAGAGCGAGAGGAUGGAGAACCGCGCCAGGGUUUACGAGUUCCUCCGGGGGAUCGGGAUCGUCCCCGACGAGCUCGACGGGCUGGACCUUCCGGUCACGGCCGAGGUCAUGAGGGAGCGAAUCGAUUUUCUUCACAAUUUGGGGCUCACGAUCGAGGACAUCAAUAACUAUCCUCUCGUCCUGGGUUGCAGCGUGAAGAAGAACAUGAUUCCGGUGCUCGAUUACCUCGGCAAGUUAGGCGUCCGGAAGUCGACGCUGGUCGAGUUUCUGAGGAGGUAUCCCCAGGUUCUCCACGCGAGUGUCGUGGUCGACCUGGCUCCGGUGGUUAACUACCUCCAAGGUAUGGACAUUAAGCUGAACGACGUUCCUCGCGUUCUCGAAAAGUACCCGGAAGUUCUGGGGUUUAAGCUUGAGGGGACUAUGAGUACUUCGGUUGCUUACUUGGUCGGGAUUGGUGUCGGUAGAAGAGAGAUUGGGGGUGUUCUGACUAGAUAUCCAGAGAUUUUAGGGAUGCGAGUGGGCCGCGUGAUUAAGCCCUUUGUGGAGUAUCUUGAAUACUUGGGCAUUCCGAGAUUAGCUGUGGCUAGAUUGGUAGAGAAGAGUCCUCACUUACUUGGGUUCGGAUUAGAGGACACGGUAAUUCCCAAUGUGGAGUCGCUGUUAGAAUUUCAUGUCAGGAGGACAUUGGUUCCCUCGGUUGUUGUGCAGUAUCCUGCGAUUAUAGGGAUUGAUUUGAAGCCUAAGCUUCUGAAUCAGCGGUCUUUGCUUGGUUCAAUAACCGAGUUGAGUGAUGAAGAGUUCGGCAGAGUUGUCGAGAGGAUGCCACAGGUUGUCAGCCUCAGUAAUAUUGCUGUGGUGAAGCAUGUGGACUUUCUCAAGGAUUGCGGAUUUUCGUUGCAACAAGUUAAGGAUAUGGUUGUUGGGUGUCCUCAGCUGCUAGCCUUGAAUAUAGAUAUAAUGAAGUUCAGUUUCGAUUACUUUAGUAAAGAAAUGGGACAACCUUUGGAGGACUUGGUCGCUUUCCCAUCAUUUUUCACUUAUGGUCUCGAAUCCACUAUAAAACCACGGUACAGAAGGAUUGCUAAGAAGGGUUUAAAAUGUUCUCUUGCCUGGCUGCUCAACUGUUCUGAUGAGAAGUUCAAGGAAAGGAUGGAUUAUGACAGUAUUGAUCUGGAAGAAAUGGAUGCAUUGCCAUCAUUCGAUAUGAAUAGGUUUAUGAAAUCUAGGAGUGAUGGUGAAUCAGAGUCUGACUAUGAUGACGAGGAUGAUGAGGAGUUUGUCUGAUAUAAUGUUAAAUUCAGGUGGUUAUCUGCAGGAAAAGCCGGAGGUCUUCUCCUCCUUAACUCUUCUGAGUCGGACCUGUUCAAGCAAGAUAUGGCUACUGCUCCUUGUUGGCAUUUAGUUUUGCUAUCAUAAGUGAAGAAAUUGCAGCAGCCGGAAACGACGCCACGGAUCAAAAGAUGUGUGCACAAAAUUCUCUUCCAGCCUAUGUUUGUCAUUGUAGAGAUGAGCAUUGUACCUGUUUAUCUUGUGAAAUUGUCAGCUACUUUGAGGGUACUACUGCUUGAGAGGCCCUUGGCUUUCGACGUCAAAGGACAUACUGUAUGCAUUCCUGUAUGCUCAAUUUUCCGACAGUUCUAAGUGCUAAAUGUCGAUUUGAGGAACUAACUAUUGGCUGUUUUUACAUGUACACAACUUAUCUGAAUAUAGACACCGGUUCUUCGGGGGUUUGCGCCGAUGUAUCCAUUGAUUUCUGUCGAUAAUUAUUAAUUUUUCUUUUA